AUGGCUGCGUUUGAGGAAAGCUCUGAUUUGGAUGCUAUACAGGAGCAUCUCUUGGAAGACUUUUUGGUUGCUGAUGGUUUCAUGGGAGAUUUUGACUUUAAUGCUUCUUUUGUCUCAGGACUCUGGUGUAUAGAGCCUGUGAUGAAUCAAGUUCCUAAACAAGAACCUGAUUCACCAGUUCUUGAUCCGGAUUCGUUCGUCAGAGAGUUUUUACAAGUGGAAGCUGAAUCAUCUUCAGAGCAGAAUUCAUCACCACAUGAGACUGAUCAGAGUGUCUCACCCAGGAAAGAAGCAAAGAGGUUGGAAGAAGAAGAAGAACCGAGGCAUUACCGAGGAGUGAGAAGAAGGCCGUGGGGAAAAUUUGCAGCAGAGAUUCGGGAUCCUGCAAAGAAAGGAUCUCGGAUCUGGCUAGGAACAUUUGAAAGUAAUGUUGAUGCUGCAAGAGCAUAUGACUGUGCAGCUUUCAAGCUCCGGGGAAGAAAAGCCGUGCUCAACUUUCCUCUAGACGCUGGCAAGUAUGAAGCUCCCGUGAAUUUAGGACGGAAAAGGAAGAGAAGUGAUGUGCAGGAGGAGCUCCAAAGAAGUCAGAGCAAUUCAUCUUCAUCGUCAAGUGAUCUGUGA
This is a messenger RNA of Brassica napus (rape), 621 nucleotides long. Its product is annotated as ethylene-responsive transcription factor ERF106-like. Gene Ontology annotation, molecular function: DNA-binding transcription factor activity; DNA binding. Gene Ontology annotation, biological process: regulation of DNA-templated transcription; ethylene-activated signaling pathway. Bases 1 to 621 code for a protein of 206 amino acids. The transcript has a single exon. NCBI's taxonomy places the organism in Eukaryota, Viridiplantae, Streptophyta, Magnoliopsida, Brassicales, Brassicaceae. The record is from RefSeq and is marked provisional.